AUGGGCAUACCACUGCUUCCCGACGAGCUGAUGCUCAUGCUGAAAGAGCAGUGGCCAUGUCGAGAAACACAAAUCACGCAGCUAGCCGGUCUUCUCUCGCCCACACGCAGCAGCCCUUCGACUCUCACGAUCUACGGACCACAUGCGACAGGCAAGAGUGAUGUCUUGCGCUCGUACCUUGAUGCUGCGAAGCUUCCGCAUGCGAUCGUGCGGUGCCGGGAGUGCGUGACUGGGCGACAUCUACUUGAGAGGACGACGGCUGCUGUACAUCGGAGUGUGCAACAAGAAGACGACGAAGAUGCGCUGAAUUAUGACGGGAGAUGCGAGAACAUCAGCGCGCUCGUUGUGCACCUACAGCGGCUGCUAGAGAAGCGGGAGAAGUUCGUCCUAGUCUUCGACGGAGUGGACAAGCAGAGGGAUGCUCCGCCGACACUUCUGCCUGCUCUGGCGAGGUUGGGGGAGUUUAUACCCAACCUCACAACCAUCCUGAUUGUCCAACACCCACCACCCCGCUUUCUCCACCACGCCGGCAUCCCUCACAUCCAAUUCCCCUCCUAUACCCGCGCGCAAUCGAUCCACAUCCUCUCGCAAAAGCCACCCGACAUCUUUGUCGAAGCACCCCCGGCCGAGCUGGACUACGACGACGAAACACACCAAGAAGACAAAGCAUGGCUGUGGCCGCGAUUCUGCGCUGCGGUAUGGGAUUCGUUGGGCGAGAGCGUUGCUCGCGAUCUCGUCAGCUUUCGGGAUGUGUGUUACAAGCUGUGGCAGCCGUUCGUGGUGCCGAUUGUGAAAGGCGACUUUGGUACAAGGGACUUCAGCCGGCUGCUUGUGAAUCAGAGGAAGCUGUUCCAGGAUGAGAGCGUGCUUCUUGAUAGCAUCAUUGCUCCGGUCAAGGCAGGGCCGAAUGCGCCUCCGUCUUCAACCACUACGCACGAGUUGCCGUACUAUGCGAAGUGGUUGCUCAUAGCUGCAUAUCUGGCGUCUUACAACCCGCCGCGACUGGAUGCGCUCUACUUCAUGAAGUCCACCGAGCGCAAACGGCGGAAGAAGGGCGGCGGUACUGCUCGCUCUGGCGGCCGACUGAGCCAGAAGCGCAGUGUUCCGAGACAUCUGCUGGCGCCUUCAGCGUUUACGCUGGACCGAGUGCUGGCGAUCCUGCAUGCGAUCCUGCCGCAUGAUCUGAGGACUACGAUCGACAUCUAUGCGCAGAUUGCCACACUUUCGGGACUCAAGCUGCUGGUGCGAUCAGGAGGCAUCGGAAGUGCCGACCCCUUGGAGCCGGGCAGCAAGUGGAAAGUCGGAAGCGUAGUGAGGUGGGAGAACGUGCAGGGUCUGGCACGGAGCUUGAAGUUCGAUGUCGUCGACUACGUGGCAGAAUGA
Messenger RNA from Saxophila tyrrhenica, 1383 nucleotides. RefSeq lists its product as uncharacterized. Gene Ontology annotation, molecular function: DNA replication origin binding. Bases 1 to 1383 code for a protein of 460 amino acids. Gene Ontology annotation, biological process: DNA replication; DNA replication initiation. Lineage: Eukaryota; Fungi; Ascomycota; Dothideomycetes; Mycosphaerellales; Extremaceae. Gene Ontology annotation, cellular component: nuclear origin of replication recognition complex; nucleus. The transcript is spliced from 3 exons. The record is from RefSeq and is a predicted model, not a curated record.